Molecule: messenger RNA, 3118 nt
Organism: Vollenhovia emeryi
Lineage: Eukaryota; Metazoa; Arthropoda; Insecta; Hymenoptera; Formicidae
Exons: 3
Coding region: 2084-2419 (111 amino acids)
Source: RefSeq, a predicted model, not a curated record
CUUAUACUUGGUGCGAGACACUACCCAAAUAGCACAUGACGUCCUCAGGAUCAUCCUGAAUAUGUCCUAGGACGUCCUGGGAUGCCUUGAGGAAAAUUGUAUAUUCUCAGGAUGUUUUGGGAUGACCUUAGGAUGUCCUUUAUAGGAUAUCCUUAGGAUAUCCGUUAAAGGACAUCCUAAGGAUAUCCUAUAAAGGACAUCCUAAUUUUCUUUAAGAUAUAUUUAGGAGAACAUAAGGACGAAUUCAGUAAAGCCACAGAACAUAUUGAGAGUAGUAUAAAGGCAUGUUCGGAAAAGCCAUAGAAUGUCCGGUAUAAAUACAGAGACGACGUCCUAAGGACAUUUUUAUAGGACAUUUUUAGGAUUUCUCUGAAAUAUUCGAUGUUAUGCACAAAUGUGACUAGAUGUAAUAAAUUAGUUAUUAGUUAUUAGUUUUCGCGUUAUAUAAUAUACAUAUAUUUAUGUAUUAUGACGAAAUCAUUUAUAUAAGAUAUAACUUUUAUCUUAAUUAUACAAGAAUAUGAGUGGUCGAGGACAUAAGAUGGAAGACUGAAGAGCUGAUGAUCCCAGGUUCGAAUCCAGCAGUGGUAAAACAUAUUUUUCACAUAUGAUAUUUUAAGUAUAAGAUAAUAUAAGAGAUUAGAAGGUAUUACUCUACUGAUGUAGAGAGAAUAAAAAUAUCUUAACAAAUAAAAAAUUUAUUUUUAAUUUUUUUUGUUUUGCAAGUUCUUCACUGUCUAGCCCCGGCUAGAUAAGUACGAGUUGUGGGUUUUUAGGUAGCCGCUAGAUAAUUUUUCGCGCCUAAUUACUAGCAGAAAUGAGCGUUACAUUCCCAACUAGUAACUAGACAGUAUUGCUGCUUAGUGGCGAGAUACGACACAAUUUUUCUAGGCCGUUACUUAUAGACAGCCACUAGAUUCAAUUGUUACUCGGGAUUCUAUGGCUAUCCCAAAAAUGUCCUUAUAAUGUUCUGAAGUACGUCCUGUGGACUUCCUGAAGAACUUUCUGAGGACGUCUUCGGGACCUCGUGAGGAUAUAAUGAGGCGCGCAUCGGGUGUUCCACAGAAUGUCCUCAGGAGGUCCCGGGACUAAAAUGGGACGUCCCCAAACGUCCUGACGUCCCGUCCUGGAUAUUCUGAGGACGUCUUCAGGACGUCCUUGUGCUAUUUGGGUACCAUGUCUCGUGAUCUGUAACAUUAUACAUAAUGAUAUCUAAACUUUUUUCCCGGGUUUAUUCUCCAUUUCUGAUGCGAUGCCAAAAAACUACUUGACAGAUCGAAACACAAGAAAGUACUAAAUCACGUCUGAAAUAUCUGUUGUUAAAAUAUAAAAUGAUUUUGUGUUUAAAGUGAGUUUAGGCAUCAGUAAACGUGACUAGCGGCAUCUCUGUGUGAAAAAUGAAAUUACUGUCCGAACAACCAAUAUUUGUAUUAUUUUUUAUAUAUAUUGUUCUUCCGCGCUGCUGCGGCUGAAUUUCUGGCUGAAUCGGAUUGCGAUCGUGAAUGUGAUUGAGAGGAAUCGAAUAGAGUUUCCUAAUGACGACCCUGGCAACAAAGUUGUCUUGUCCGGAGCUAUGGAAUCGUUUGGACAUACUCUCUCUUGUAUCGGACUUGAAUUAACGUCCUUCGUCACGUUCUAUAAUCUGUCUCGCUUUAUUUCGCCGCGUGUGUGUAAGUGCAGCAUAUGAGAGUUCUGGGAAGUAAUGCAGUCGACGCAGACCUGACGUAACAUCUUUUGAGACCCGGAAUUCUCACACGCUGCACUCUCAAACUUACAUGCGACGAAAUAAAAUAAGACAGAUUUCGAGACGAGGCAAAGACGUUCAUUCAAGUCCGAUACAAGAAAUAGCAACAUGAUUUUAUAGCUCAAGGCAGAAGACAACAACUUCGUUGCCAGGGCCGUCGUUCGGGAAGUCGGGAACGCAACGUGAUUCCUCUCGAUCACAGUUCCAUUCUUGUAAACUCAUGACCGUAGCAGCGCAACAGUAUGUAUUUAUUCUUUAUUUGUAUCUCAAUUUUAUGUUCUACAAUAAGUGUAGGUAACUUUAGUAUUAAUUAUUUCCAGUUAUCGAAUACAGCAGGCAAUGGCGUUUAAUACUUUACAAACAACUACAGAAAACGAGUAUUUUAUUUUUAAAGGAAUGGUUUGUGCUAUAGAUAUGCACCGCAAUACUCUGAAGUUCCUAAAUCUUUUUAUAUCUACAUUUGAUAUAUUCUACUUUUUUCUAAUAGCCGCUGCAGUGAUUGCCUCAAGUCUUAAUCUUUUUCGGAUUUUUCAGGGAAUAUCAUCAGGAAAUAAUGUUGAAGAAUUAAUACCGCCCUUUCUAUUUUUAUCUGCUCAAUAUACAUACAUGUUUGUGGCAAAUAAUAUUUCGCAACAAAUUAUGGACCAUAACGAUCACGUAUUUGCUACUGUGUAAGAAAUAUUCACAUACAGAAAAUAUUUAACUUUUAUAAUAGAAUAUAAAAUUAAUUCAGGUGAAAUAUAAUUACUAAGCAAAAUAGAAAAUAAUGUUUAAUGUAACUUUUACAAAUGCACAGGUUUUUUACAUUGCUUCAUUAAAAUGCAGCAAAGAGUAAUUAUCUUUCAUAUCCUUUUAACAUUGAAAGAUAUUGAAUUCCAAUUUUCAAAUUGCUCUAUCACAAUUUUGAGAUUCAAAGUUAAAAUUGUAAGAAAGGGUUUGUUCCUUAGGACAUCUUUGUAUUAUACAUCCUAAAUGUACUAAGAAUACAGUAGGACUUCGGUACCUAUAGUUCUCGUAUCCGGGAGAGGCUCACUUAAACACAAUACAAAUGGACACUGUGCAAAUGGACACGGAAUAUUGCACACGGUUCAUUUGAACACAGAAAUUUUUGACACAUAAAAGUUGCACACCGUAAAGUUGAACACUGCGCAAAUGGACACCGUUUUUUUUUAAAGUUUCAGACCAUAAUGUUGGACACGGUGUACGUGGACACUGUAAAUUUGGACACUGAGCAGGUGGACACCGCUCAUUUGCACACGAUAAAAGUUGCACACUGAAAAGUUGGACACGGGACAAAUGGACAUCGCUCAUUUGCACAUAGUAAAAGUUGCACGCCAAAAAGUUAGACACGGCUCAAGUGGAUACCGUUCAUGA